UGUGUGAAACUACUUUAAAUGUGUGUGUCCUGAUACAAAAAUUCUCGUUGUAUUUUCACGCACACAUAAACGAUGUAUUCAUGUGUUUUCGCGGCACUGAGCGUCGGUAUUUCUGUGGCGGAACUUAUUUUCAUUUGUAAUUCUUAAUAUAAAAUAGUUUUAAUUUAAGUUUACAGUUUUAUUUGUUAGAUAAUUAGUGAUAGCGUUUGUGGACUAAGUAGUGAUACUAGCGGUGGACGGGAAACGCCAAUAUUCGUGUAUGAAAUUAUGAUGGCGCGUGUUUGACUGUGUUACUGGGUGCUUUCUCGUAACAAAUUAGGACUUUGCUCAUACGAUAUUUGUACGCUGUUGAUUAUAGUUAAUAUUCCUGUUUGUGUGUUAUAAUACCUAUCUAUAACUAGUGUUGAAACAAUUAUACCUAGAAACAUCGUUGUAAGAAAAAGGAUAUUAAGUUUUCGAUGUACUGUGGUUCAAUUAUGCACCAAGGAGACCGCCAAUCUGACGAUUUGUCUUGUGCAAAUUGCAAUCACUGACGCGACGGAGCAGUAUAAAGUGGAGAAAACCAAGUGUAGCAUUUGCAAUCGACUUCCAUCGAUAAACAUUGCUUUGUCGUAGCGUUCUGCAUUGUAAUUUUCUCAUAAAUAUGAGAUUGACAUAAAAUAUUCGCUGAUUUGCCUGAUAGUAACGAUGUUUUGUUUCGUUACGUCAGAGGCAUAAAUUGGGGCUCAAAUUGAUAGAAAAGUCUCAGCAUGGAUGAGUCUGAAGAUAACUUAAGUUCUGAGGACCUAAAGUCAUGUGUAAGUCCUAUAAAUGUGAAAUCAAAGCCAAAGAAAAGGUCACUGAUUGAACGUGAACUUGAAACAAGUUUGACUGCCAGGGUGACUUCACCGGUCUCUAAUGGUGAUGGAAGCAGUACCAGCCGGUAUGGCAGAGCCCGCCGGCUUAAAACUGAUAAGGAGAUAAGUGAUGCCAAGAAAGUGACAUCUGAACUUAAGUCACCAUUAGCCGAUAAGUCACCUACUAAACAACAAUCUCAGACACAGUCACCAGUAUACAAGAUGCAUGCAUCUAAUUCACCACUGAGGACAGAGAAACCAAAAAAAGUUGGUGAAGAGACGUUUCUGGAGAAUCAAAUUGAAAGUAUUUAUCAAGAAAAUAUAUCUUUGAGUCGUUUUAGCACCGAAGAGGUGAAGGCAACUGUGCCAUCCCCAGCCAAGAAGUUCCCUAAAGUCUACAUAAGGACGGACUUGAUACAGAAGCGGGAACCUGAUGAGAACUCCAAGUUUAUUAAGAACAUGUUCUCUCUUGUCAAAAGUGCUGAAAAAUCAUCUAGUACACACUUAAACAAUAUAUUGGAACGAUCUUCAGAGAGAUACAGCCUCAGUAAUACCAAACAACAAAAUGGAUAUAUAGACAAUUCUUCUGUAGUCAAAACUCUGGACUUUGAUAGUAAGAAGAAGAAGAAAGAUAGCAAGGAUGUCAAGGUUCCGUCUAAGAGUGAAUUGUUUGAGCUGGAAGCUAAAUGUGCUUAUCAAGUUGGAGAUUUGGCUUGGGCUAGAAUGGGUACCUAUCCCUUCUGGCCAUCUAUAGUUACCAGAGACCCCUCAAAUGGAGUUUUUGUUAAAAAGAAGUUAUUCGGACGCAUAGAACGUGAUGUCAUUCACGUGACAUUUUUCGGGGACAACGGACGUCGCGGCUGGAUCGUCGACACUAUGCUCCGGAAGUACCUUGGACAACUCGAGUUUGAGAACACUAGGGAUAACUUUACACCAGAGGAUAAGAAAAAGGACCCGAGAUUGUAUGCAGCAUACUUCGUGUCCGAGAAAAAGCAAGCCCUAUGGAAUGCAUCAGUUGAAGAAGCAGAAAUGUUGCUGAGAGAACCGAAAAGAUUAAGGAUAGACAUAUUUAACGAUAUGCUAGAAAAGUCUAGAAUAAAAGCGAAACCACCAAAGAGUGAGAAAAUCAGUAGGACAGACAGUGAUGUGUCUUUAAGUGAGAGUUUGUAUGACAGUCUAUUUUCUGAAGAUGAUGGUAAAGUAGAAAACAACGACCGAUCCAAGAACAGAACUCGUAACAAGUCGCUAGACGUGUUCGAGGUUGUUACAGCAUGUCUAGACAAUAUGGCAGCCAAGACCGGCAUCACUAAAAUCCAAAGACAGUCACACAUGGACAGAUGGCUUCAGAAAGCAAAGUCAAAAACUCCAGAAAAAACUCAAACGAAACCACAAGUGCCUUUGAAAGUAGAGGAAAAAAAAACCUCUGCAACAAAAGCUUCUAAAAGUAAGAAAAGUAUGUCUAAAGUUCCCCUGAAUAAGCCUUAUAGUUUAAGAAAGUCGAUGGCAGAAUCUCGGAAUUUACUGCCUUUUCAAAACGAGCAUGAUUACAGUAAAACACAGGAAGUCACAGAUUCGGAUUGCACAUCUACAGACACUGAGAGCUGUAAAACUGUGGCUUCUAAGGAAUCCAAAAGCUUAUUCAUAAUAUCUAAAGCUGAAAACCAGUCUGAAAACUCUAUAGACAGUGACAAAGCUAAUGAAAGAAAACAAUUAACCACUGAAGAUAGUUCUAAAGAUGUUGCAACAGUCAAUGGUUCAUGCGAUUCUUGUGAAAGUGAAGCGACGGAUGAGAAUAGUCAGGAUUAUAAUAGUAUGUCAAGUUCGGCUACAUCUGGUAAUAAUAAUACUGCACAUGUAUCUGAAAAGUCUAUUGAAAAUCAAUCUGCGCAAGAUAGCUGUGAGAGCCAAGAUACAGUCAUCAACAGGGAUCAAAUGGUAAGCCCUGUAUAUGAAGAUUCUUACAGUGAAGACACACAAGACAGUCAAAGUACAGUCUACGAAAGUGAUGAGAAUACAAACCUGGAGAAUGAAAGAGACAAAGAUGAUGAUGAUGAUGACUUAGGUGAACAGAACAUGUCUGUUGAUGAAGAGAUUGAGUCUCCUGAAGCACCUGAAAAUAGUGCGGUAGAUGCCGAACCUGAAAGUCAGACUGAAAAUAAUUCUUGCUUAAACAUGCAAGUAAUGGAUAAGGAUGCUUCUGAAGUAAGUCAAGAUGCAACAGAGAUGCUAAGUGAUGGUGCGAGCGAUGAAGAUAAUUUAACAGAUCAAGAAAAUACAGACAAAGGUGACAAUGGAAAUGAACAAACUAAUGUUUCGAAUGCAGAGUGUUUAGAUGAACUAAUGGAUGAAGAUACUAAUGAAAGUUUACCAGAGAAUUUAUUAGACAAACAAGUAGAUAGUGUUAAAGAAACUAGUAAUGAAGUAGAAAAUUCUGAUGAGAUUUCUUCAGAAGAUGCACAAGACAAUGUUGUAGAAAACGGUAGUUGCGAAAAUAGUGUUCCUAUUAUUGAUAGUAGUGAAGUAAUUACAAAAAACGAUGAUAUCGUCGAUCAUAUAUCUAAUACGUCUGUACACAAUCAGAAUAACGUUAAAGAAAUCGAUAUAUGCUCGGCAGAAGAAGUAAACAUACCGACUAUACACGAAUCUGUCAUUAAAAAUGGCUUUCACGAAGAAACCAGUCACGUUAACGGCGAUUUAGAUUGCGAUACAGCCUCAAUACAUUCUGAAGACAGUGUGACGUCAACGAAAUCUGAAAGUAAACGUAAAUUACGUUCAAAAGCUAAAGAAACUGAAGACCCCUUAGAAAAUCCUGAAUUUGUUAAGUUUCUAGAAUUAAGACAGGAUUCUAUAAUGGACGAAUAUCCAAAUUUAACACAAGCCCAAAUUGUUACCUACCUACAUAAAAUUUGGGUUUACGAAGAAAGCGUAAAAUCGGACGAUAAAAAGAACGAUGCGCUGCGAGAAUCGAAUUUAGUUAAAGGACUGAAUUCCGAACCUGUACGUAAAAGGAAUUUAAGUUUGAACAGAAAUUCAAUGCAGAAAUAUAUUUAUAGAAAGAGGAGGAAUAGAGAUAGAGAGCCUAUUAAAGAAAAUGGUAUUUAUGAUAACGAUAGUAUAGAAUCUUGUAGUACAGAUACAACGCCAGAUAGGAGUGAAUCUGAGGCAUCUAAGAACAAAACCACCAGUAGCAAUGAAAUAAUUAAGGUGACUAAUGAUGAAAAAGAUAGUAUACACGAAAUAAGUGAAGAUUCUAACAGCAUACAUGAUACUAGAAUUGAUGCUAUUGAGGUCAUUAACAACAUCAAUGAUAGUAGAAAUGAAGCAAACAAAUUAACUAAUAAUGAACAGGAAAAUACAAAUAAAACAAGUCAAGAUUCCAAUAACAUAAAGGAUACUAGUAGAGAAGGUCAUCGAGAGGAUAUUACAAAUAUAAACAGUGAGGUUACUUAUGAAAGUAGCUGUAGUAAAACUAUUGAAGUAUCGAAACAAGAUAGUCCUACCAAUGAAACAGAAAUAGCAUUAGGUUGUAAUGCUCAAAGCGUAGAAACUGAAGAACAAGGCUCGGAAGUAAAAGGAAAACAUGAUGAUAUAUCAAGUAUAGCAUUAGAAACAGACCAAAACGAACGAACCGAAGGUACAGUUAUGGACACAACAAAUGUUAUCAAACUGUCGUUCCCACAGGAACCAGAGACAAAUACCUACAAAGAAGACUUCGAUAGAGAAUCCAUAGACUCGGAGGAUAGUGAAGCACCCUUAAUAAGAUGUAAACUACGGUCAAAAACGAAAAAAGCUAUGGUUUUCCGAGAUGAUGACGUAAAAGUUAAAGAUGAAGAAUUAGACACUAUGUCCAUUAAUUCCGAAGACAGUGAAAUAUCUAUAACGAAACGUAAAAAGAAAUUCCUUCCCAAGAAAGUCGAAAAUGCUAUGGAAGACCCCGAAUUUGUCAAAUAUUUAGAGUUGCGACAAGACGCGCUAAUAGAUGAAAACCCACAGCUAACACAGGAUGAAAUCGUAGCCUAUUUGUACCAAACUUGGUUGUACGAAGAGAAUACUAAAUCGGAAAUAAAGAAAUGCGAUGAAAUCGAACAAUCUGGACUGGUUAAGGGUCUCAAAGAAAUACAGCAACCAAAGAAGAUUAAACGCAAAGUUAAAACAGAGAAAGAGAUUGACAAAGAAACCGAGGAUGACGUAAUCCCUAAAGAAAAACCAAAAAGGAAAGUCAUUAAACCGUAUUACAAUGAGGAGUUUUCAGACGUUGAAGAAGAGCUUGAAGUUUUCUCUAUAUUCAAGAAGAAACAUAAUACAGAACAAGGUGACAACCAAGAAAUGGAACAAAGUCAAGAAAUAAACAACAUUGAUGAAAUAGAACUGUACUUUGAAGAACUGACACUACCCAAACCAAAUAUCUUCAAAGGACUUAUCAGAGAAAAGGUUUGCGAGAUUUGCUACAGAUCUGGUCACUUAGUCAAAUGCAAAGGAUGCAAUGGUAUGUUCCAUGUUGACUGUGUUAAGAAAGAAAAAGUUAAAGUUGAAACUCCCAUACCGUCAAGAGGCAGGAAAAGGAAAAAGAAACCUGGACGCAAACCUAAAAACCCAGACGAUUCUGAUGAUAAAUCUCAAGAUGUAUCCGAAGAACAUAACGCAUCUAUAGAAGAAGUAUUGGAAUCGGAAUCGUACGCAGUCGACGCCGACACAUUCGAGUCACAAUUACAAGCAAAAAUGAAAGAUAUAUUACCAGAUUCGGAAAAGUACGAAUACGAUUCGUACUCGAGUGACGAUGGAAUCGAUUGGAGCGAGAUGGUACCCGGCAAAUGCGAGAUAAUCGAUGUCAAACUAAAACCUAGACACUCGAACUACGGAAUCGAUUUCUCCGACUUCAAAUGCAGAGACUGUCAAAAAUACGACACACCUGUAUGUUUUGUUUGUAAGUCAGCUGUGUCUAAGAAAGAAACGAAACGAAGGCAGAAGUGUCAUGUGGCUCAUUGUCAUAAAUAUUACCAUUUAGACUGUUUAGACCACUGGCCUCAGACGCAGUUUAAUGGAGGCGAGCCUUCGAAGAAUAACAAGAAAAUUGAUGAGUAUUUCGAAGCUUUGACAUGUCCGAGACACGUUUGUCAUACUUGUGUGUCAGAUGAUCCUCGAGGAUGCAAGACUAGGUUUAGUGGGGACAAGUUGGCUCGUUGUGUGAAGUGCCCCGCUACUUACCAUUCGUUCACGAAAUGCCUGCCCGCUGGUACGCAGAUACUGACAGCAUCGCAUAUUAUAUGCCCGAGGCAUUAUGAACACAAGCCCGGCAAAGUGCCUUGUCACGUGAACACAGGCUGGUGCUUCAUCUGUGCGUUAGGCGGGUCUCUAAUAUGCUGCGAGUACUGCCCGACGAGCUUCCACGCCGAGUGCCUUAACAUAAAGCCGCCGGAAGGUGGCUACAUGUGUGAAGAUUGCGAGACGGGACGACUGCCGCUGUAUGGAGAGAUGGUGUGGGUCAAACUUGGACAUUACAGAUGGUGGCCGGGCAUCAUCCUGCACCCUUCGGAGAUCCCGGAGAACAUUCUCGCCGCGAAGCACAACCACGGCGAGUUCGUCGUGCGCUUCUUUGGCCAGUACGAUCAUUACUGGGUCAAUAGGGGACGCGUGUUUCCCUUCCAAGAAGGUGAUUCUGGUCGUGUAUCGAGCCAGAAGUCUAAAAUAGAUGCAGCCUUCACUACAGCUAUGGAACAUGCGCAACGAGCCUGCGAAAUACUCAAAACGGCUCGACCGAACGAGGAGGAAUCUCAGGACAUAGCGCAGUCGCUCCUGCCGCCGCACUACGUGAAGCUGAAGGUGAACCGCGCGUGCGGCUCGCUGUGCGGCCGCCGCCUGGACGACCCCGAGUCCUCGCUCACGCAGUGCGACUGCGACCCCGCCGAGCCAGACCCCUGCGGGCCCUACUCGCAGUGCCUCAACAGAGUGCUCCUAACGGAAUGCGGCCCGACCUGUCGCGCGGGCGAGCGCUGCAACAACCGCGCCUUCGAGAAGCGACUCUACCCCAAACUAGUGCCUUACAGGACCCCCAGCCGGGGCUGGGGACUCAAAACGUUAGAGGAUAUCAAAGCAGGACAAUUCGUGAUCGAGUACGUUGGCGAAUUGAUCGACGAGGAAGAAUUCCGUCGCCGCAUGAGACGGAAGCACGAGAUACGAGACGAGAACUUUUACUUCUUAACGUUGGAUAAAGAGAGGAUGAUCGAUGCUGGACCCAAGGGAAACCUGGCUAGGUUUAUGAAUCAUUGCUGUGAGCCAAACUGUGAAACUCAAAAGUGGACGGUGUUGGGUGACGUACGAGUCGGGCUUUUCGCCUUGUAUGAUAUACCUGCUAACAGUGAAGUUACGUUUAACUACAACCUGGAGUGCGCCGGGAUCGAGAAGAAACGCUGCAUGUGCGGCGCCAAGCGGUGUUCCGGGUACAUCGGGGCUAAACCUAAACAGGAAGAAUCUCAAGCGAAGAAACAAAAAAUCCCCGGCAAGCGGACAUACAAAAAACGAAAGACGACCGAAGAAUCUCCAUCGACGAAGAACAAGCCAAAACGUCCGAUAGGCAGACCUCCCAAACCGAGAGAACUAACGGAAAUAGAGAAAGACCUACUCAUCAUACGCAACGCCACCAACGGGCUCUCAAGCGACGAAUCCUCGCGAAGCAUGAGUUCCGAAUACGAACGUAAUUUAAAACCUCUAAAACGGAAACGUGUUAGCUUUUCAACUGAAGAAAUUAUUCUGUAUGAUGGUUUAGAAUCGCCCAAUGUUAAAAAGUUAAAAUUGGAGGACAAAGAUGUGGGCGACUGAAACUGUGCGACGGUAUGUUUGGCGGUGUAUAGGGAACUUUGUUUGUUGCACAGUGUGUUGUAAUGAGGGCGGUAACGUCAUAAUUUGAUAACGCGGACCACCGUGUACCGUGUCUGUUGUUUUAUCAGAUCACUCCCGAUCAAUUCAAAUGAACAGUCAUCUGUUGAUUAAAACAGAACUGGUUUCACUGUCUCAGUAAAUAUGAAACCAUGACACUUAAAACUAGUGGUAUAAAGUCGAAAUUGUCAGUUUGUAUAUGUCUGUCACAUCACGCCACUUAGACCAAAGUUAUAUUGAUAUGAUACCUACCUUGGUAAUUGAUAUGUUGGAUUCAAAUAGGCCAUAAACGUCUGAUACCGCGUGCAAUAGCUAGUAAAAACGGUUUAAUAAAA
Messenger RNA from Trichoplusia ni (cabbage looper), 8044 nucleotides. RefSeq lists its product as uncharacterized. The record is from RefSeq and is a predicted model, not a curated record. Gene Ontology annotation, cellular component: chromatin; nucleus. The coding region runs from base 750 to 7652 and encodes 2300 amino acids. NCBI's taxonomy places the organism in Eukaryota, Metazoa, Arthropoda, Insecta, Lepidoptera, Noctuidae. The transcript is spliced from 14 exons. Gene Ontology annotation, molecular function: histone H3K36 methyltransferase activity; protein binding. Gene Ontology annotation, biological process: regulation of DNA-templated transcription.